UCUCUUAGCUAUUGUUCACCAACUCCUGUCAUUUCGCCCCUAAGAUUCAAUUGACGAGCUCACGCGACUCCAAAGCCAAAGACCAGGAUGACCAGGCGCGCGAUCCAGCAACGGCCCGAAGGGCCACCAAGCCGCGUAUUCUCCACCGGCUUCGGCAUCGCGAUAAGGCCGCGGCGCGACGACGACGACGCAGCCAACGGCUCUCAAGCCAGUACUAAGCCCACCUACACCAUCAUAACCACAGACCUCCUGAUCCCCGGCGACGGCGCACCCGUGCCGAACGCCGCGCUGGUCAUCGAAUCCAAGCUCAUCGCCUGGAUCGGGUCGCGCGCCUCCAUCCCCGCGGCGUACACGUCCGCGCCGCAUAAAUCCUACGCAGUCCCGUACCUCAUGCCGGGGCUGUGGGACUGCCACGUGCACUUCGGCGGGGACAGCGAGGCCGAGGCCGAAGGCAGCAGCGAUAGUUUCCUGGGCUUCAUAUCGGAGCACCCUGCGGCGGCGGGCGCGCGGCUCGCGCGCGGGUGCUGGGAGGCCGUGCAGCGGGGCUACACGUCGCUGCGCGACGUGGCCGGGUACGGGUGCGAGGUGUCGCGCGCCAUCGAGGACGGCUCGAUCGUGGGGCCGAACGUGUACGGCGCGGGCGCGUGCCUGAGCCAGACGGCGGGCCACGGCGACGUGUUUAGCUUGCCGGCCGGCGACGUGCUGCUCAACCUCGGCGUGGGCAGCGUGUCGGCGGGCCAGUUUGGUGCAGGCAUGAGCGUUGUUGUGGAUGGCGUCGACGAGUGCCGGCGCGCUGUGAGAUUGCAGAUCCGCAGGGGCGCGCGAUGUAUCAAGGUCCUCGCGAGCGGCGGUGUUAUGUCGAGGGAUGAUAAUCCGCUGUACGCGCAGUUCAGCCCUGAGGAGCUGAGGUGCAUUGUCGAGGAGGCGACGCGGCAGAAUAGGGCUGUCGCCGCGCAUGUCCACGGGAAACCGGGCAUUAUAGCGGCGGUGGAGGCCGGCGUUACGACGGUGGAACACGUCUCGUUUGCGGAUCAGGAGUGUGUUGAUUUGAUCAAGGAGAAGGGCACGGUGUGGAUUGCCACACGCACUAUCGUCGACAUGUUAUUGCAGUCAGGCGGUAAGGGCUUGUCGCGGCAGCAGUGGGAGAAGGCUCAGUUGUGCGGUAAAAACCACUUGGCGGCAUAUAAGCUGGCGAUCGAGGCUGGUGUUCCGAUUGCGUUGGGAACCGACACGCCGCCGGGCUUUAAUAUGGCGGUGGAGUUGGAUUAUGCAGUGCAGGCUGGCUUGAGUAACUUGGAAGCCAUCAAGGCUGCUACGGCUAAUGGUCCUUUGAGCGUGGGAGGACAGGCUCCGAAGACGGGUCAGUUGAAGGUUGGGUACGAGGCCGACGUACUUGGGUUGCUUCAAAAUCCCGUAGAGGAUGUGAAAAUAUUACAAGAAAAGACGAAUAUUGGUUGGGUAUGGAAGGGUGGAAAGAUUCUAAAGGGACCCGGAGUUGGCCCUUGGGGAGAAGAGUCGUAGUGCUAGCCUAAACAUUGGUGACGGCUUCAUCGAGCCCAUGGGGUUCUGUGUUAAAUAUACGAAAAAGGGUUCAAGGGUUUUCAUCUAUGUGUUGCCAUCCUCUCGUCGUCACUUCAUCAACCCCUCCAAGCUCACCACCAUAUCGGCACAAAGAUCAUCUUCAUGGGAGGGAUCAUUCGUUGUUGAUCUCGCAUGCUUGGAGACUUUAGAUGCGCCUUGAGCCUUUUCCAGUAAGUGGAGGAGUCUGCACGAAUGAGCUCUGAGAAGAUG
Molecule: messenger RNA, 1791 nt
Organism: Annulohypoxylon truncatum
Lineage: Eukaryota; Fungi; Ascomycota; Sordariomycetes; Xylariales; Hypoxylaceae
Product: amidohydrolase
Exons: 1
Coding region: 88-1521 (477 amino acids)
Molecular function (GO): hydrolase activity, acting on carbon-nitrogen (but not peptide) bonds
Source: RefSeq, a predicted model, not a curated record